AUCCUUUCCUCUAGUCACAUUGUUAGUCAACAUUUAUUCGGGAUUAACUUAGAGAUCAAUGGAAUCCCACAGAUCUUUUUCCGCAGCUCUCUUCUUAUCAUUUAAUCUCAUGUUUCUUGCAUAUGUUAGUGGCUGCAACACUUGCUUGCCAACUAAGCCAAUCCCAAACCCUAACCCAAUCAGCAAUCCAACAAAGCAUAGCUGCCCAAAAGAUGCCCUCCAACUUGGUGUUUGCGCCAAAAUACUAGAUGGUGCAGUCGGAACUGUCAUCGGAAACCCACCUGACACACCUUGCUGCUCAGUACUCAAAGGGCUUGUCGAUCUUGAAGCUGCCGUUUGUCUUUGCACCGCCAUUAAAGCUAACGUUCUCGGGAUUAAUAUCGACAUUCCCAUCUCCUUGAGUUUGCUCAUCAACACUUGCGGCAAAACGCUCCCCUCUAAUUUCAUUUGCGCCUGAUAUAAGUUGUUUAAGGAUGAAUCGAUCGAAUAGUUUUACUUUUGUCGUGUGUGUGUUUAUUUUUUUGCUUCUGUUUGUUUGGUUGGUUCACGUCUAACUCAAUCCGCAUGUACUUUUGUUUUUGUCAUUUCUGAAAAUUUAUUGGUGCCUAGUUUUGUUGGUGUAAGAUUUUAUCUGUUUCACGUAUUUAGUUUCCUA
Capsella rubella is the source of this 655-nucleotide messenger RNA. Its product is annotated as 14 kDa proline-rich protein DC2.15. The coding region runs from base 59 to 457 and encodes 132 amino acids. The record is from RefSeq and is a predicted model, not a curated record. NCBI's taxonomy places the organism in Eukaryota, Viridiplantae, Streptophyta, Magnoliopsida, Brassicales, Brassicaceae. The transcript has a single exon.